This is a messenger RNA of Plasmopara halstedii, 915 nucleotides long. Its product is annotated as Predicted RNA-binding protein. Lineage: Eukaryota; Oomycota; Peronosporomycetes; Peronosporales; Peronosporaceae. The record is from RefSeq and is a predicted model, not a curated record. The transcript has 2 exons. Gene Ontology annotation, molecular function: RNA binding. Gene Ontology annotation, cellular component: cytoplasm; nucleus. The coding region runs from base 1 to 915 and encodes 304 amino acids.
AUGGCGAGCAAGUACCAAAACAUGUACGCCGCCCUCGAUUCGGAUGACGAGGACACUCCUCGCGUAAGCAAGAAAGUCACGCCUCCUCCUUCUGCUCCUGUAGCGUUAAACAACCCUGCUGCCGGCAACAAGAAGGCCGCUAACAAGAAGGCUCCUGUUGGCGACAAAAAGGAGACCCGUGGUCCUCGUGAGGGUGGCCGUGGAACGCGUGAACGUGGGGAGCGAAGUGAGGGUGGUCGAGGCCCACGUGAACGUGGAGAGCGCAGUGAGGGUGGUCGAGGUCCUCGUGAACGUGGGGAGCGUAGUGAGCGUGGCCGUGGAAACCGCGGACCCCGUCGUGACUUUGAACGUCGUAGCGGCACGGGCCGUGGAAAAGAGACCAGCAGACAGGGAGGCGGAGCUCACAACUGGGGCAACAAGGCCGACCCAACCGAGCAGUUGGCUGAGGCUGAUCUGCAAGAAGGUGCUAAACUUGUUUCGGAUGAAGAAAGUCCCGAGGAGCUUCCAGUUGAGGAGCAGGAAGAGGAGGAAGUUCAGCUCACCCUUGAUGAGUAUCUUGAGAAGAAAAAGUCAUCUCGAUCAGGUGAACUUUUUGCUGAGGUAGAAGUGCGUCAAGUUUCCAACGAGUUCUCCAGCGCAGUGCAAAUAACUAAAGAGGGCAAGACGCCCGAUUUCAUGGACUCGCAGUACGAAAAGGUGUACAGCAAGAAGACAUCAGGGCGUAAGAAACAGGUCAUUACUGACGUCGGUUUCCGCACGGAAAAGCCAGAGCGCUUUACUCGCGAAUUUGACUCCUCCCGUGGUGGGCGUGGUGGUCGUGGUGCACGUGGCAAUGGUCGCAGCGGUGGCCGCGGCGGUCGCAGUGCCAAUGUUCCAAAUGUGACGGACAUGAGCGCAUUCCCCAGCCUUGGCUAA